Molecule: messenger RNA, 1875 nt
Organism: Closterium sp. Naga37s-1
Lineage: Eukaryota; Viridiplantae; Streptophyta; Zygnematophyceae; Desmidiales; Closteriaceae
Source: the annotation of a GenBank genome assembly
AUGGGACUGCGCCAAGCCGCGUUCGGCGAAGAGGGACUGCAGCUCGCCUGCGUCGGGAAAUCUCCUACUGUAGGCGUGGUCUGCGUUCUAAUCCUGGCAUUUCGGCGCCUAUCGCGUGCGCGGCGACGGCACGAGCUCUGCCGUGGUUCGGCGUCUGUGCGCAGAGAUGAGGCACUAGCGGGUCAAGGCCGCGAGGGGAAGGCACGGCGUAGGGCGGAAGCGGGGUGGGUGGCGAUGGGGGCGGGGAAGCGGAACGCGGUGACGCAGGAGGCGUUCGACGCGCUGGUGCGGGAGGGCAUGGACGAGUUCGACAUGGCGCCGGGCGAGGCGGUGGAAGACGCCGUGCGCACCCUCACCAUGCAGGGCGCUGACCUCACAGGCAUCGUGACGGCCUACAGCGCCACAGGGCAGCGCGCCGAGCACCCGGCAGCAGCGGCGGCCACACAGCUUGCAGCGGCGCUGGCAGGGUGGAAGGAGAGACAAGGAGGGGGCGAAGGUGAAGGUGCUUAUAGCGGUGCUGACUUCCAUGCAGUGCUGCACGCGCUGUGCGCCCUCUCGCACGCGCUGAGCCCCUCUGUGGACGGCUCUCAGGGCGGAGAGGCGGAGCAGCAAGGCAGGAGGGAAGAAAGUGCAACCGCAGCAGCGGGUGGAUCAGGGCCAGGGGAAGCAGCAGUGGUGGCGGGGCGGAACGAGGGAUUGCCGGCAGCUGUGGGCGCGCUGGGAGUGGUGAUAGGGGCGGUGGAGAGGGGGGAGAAGGGAGGAGAGGGGGAGGAGGGCGAGGAGGGGGGCGGGAGGGUGGAGAGGGCGGUGUGUGACGCGCUGACAUGCACUGAGGCGCUGCUCACCCAUGUACCCGGGGCACGGGACCACUUCUUCCGUCUCGCUGGUCCGCCUCUCCUCGCCGCUGCCCUCCCUGUCCCGCCCUUCUCCUCCUGCAGCCUCACUCGUGUGGCCGCAGCUGCGCGCACGGUACGGGCAGCGAGUGUGGAGAACGAGGUCAUCAAGGAGGCGCUCAUGGACGCCGCCCUCCACGUGGCGCUCCUCAAUGCCAUUCGUGGGAUCGUGCAGUUCAAACGCACUGCUGACGUGGAUAGCAGCAUCACUGACGUGGCAGAAGCAGGGAGCGCCACGUGUGCGUGCUGUGGGGCGGUGAGGGCGCUGCUGACGAAUGACGACGUGCGGGUGGCGGCGUCCAAGACCUUCUCCAACGCGCGCUCCGUGGCCGAGGCGGGUGCCGUGGACGCGCUGCUCAGCGCCGCUGCUGCCUUCUCCUCCGACGUCGCCGUGCUGCCCUCCGUGCUGCCCUCCGUGCUGGCUGCUCUCAAGGCCAUUGCUGUCAACGAGGACAUCUGUCGCAGCAUUGCCGCUCUCUCCGGGGUGCCCCUCGUGCUCGCCCACCUGCGGGCCGCCCUCGCCUCGCACUGCUCUCCGCUCGCUGCUCCUUCCGCCGCACUGCUGGCGCAGCUGGCAGGCAGUGACGCCAACAAGGUGCUCAUUGUGGAGACAGGUGGCAUUCCCGUAUUGGUGGAAGCAGUGAAAGCAUUUGUGGACGAUGGGGCUGUGCUUCAAGAGCUGCUGGCGUGUCUGGCAGCCGUGACGCUGCGUAGCCCAGCGCAUGCAGCAGCGGCGGUGGCGGGCGGCUUGUUGGAGGCGGCGGUGGAGGCCAUGGAGGGGCGCGGCGCCACGGCGGGCAGCCAGUGGCAGGCGUGCCAGCUGCUGCGCAACCUCGCUGUGCGCAACCCCGAACACCGGCCAAUAAUGGUGGAGAUGGGACUGGAGGCCGUGAUUCGCAACGUCAAGAGCAAGCACAAGUCAUGCCGUGACGUGUGCUCCGCUGCACUAAGAGACAUGGGCCUGGAUAACUAUAAUCAGUAG